Messenger RNA from Wasmannia auropunctata (little fire ant), 2063 nucleotides. RefSeq lists its product as uncharacterized. Gene Ontology annotation, molecular function: DNA binding. NCBI's taxonomy places the organism in Eukaryota, Metazoa, Arthropoda, Insecta, Hymenoptera, Formicidae. Bases 401 to 1822 code for a protein of 473 amino acids. Gene Ontology annotation, cellular component: nucleus. The transcript has 2 exons. The record is from RefSeq and is a predicted model, not a curated record.
AUACUGUGAUACCUGCGCGAAGACUCAAUUUUUCACUGAGUGGACCUACUGGUUAUAUUGUGGUUAUACUGUGUCUCAACUGCUAGUGUGAUUACGGCUUAACAGAGAAUGCCUCAUAUAUAUAUACAAACACAUAUAUGUGAUGUAUUCCGUUUCACGUAUAAUGCGCAUAAUAUAUUUUUUAUCCUUAUUGUUCACUGAAUGUUAAACAAGGAUAAAAUAAUACAUCAUGCACAUCAUGUGCGAAACGGAGCACAGUUUUGGAUUGGAUCACGUUUGCGACGUGCGAUACGACCAAUACUUUCACACAUAUCAUAUCACUUCGAUUUGACGUGCAUGCUGAACGCGUGAUAAGAGAAAAAAUUGUUGAAAAAUUGUAAAUGAGCCAAUUAGUUUCAAAAUGCCGAAAGAGAAAAGAUUAAGAAAUUACAUGCAGAAUAUAGAUCAAAGGAUCAAAAUAAUAAAUACCAAAACAGCAUUGGCAUCUACAUCACAGCAAUUUAAUAUUCCAAAAAGUACUUUACAUUCUAAGUUUAAUAAUAUAUCUUCUCUGAAUGGCAAACCUGGACCGCCCUCUAUUUUAUCCGAAGAAGAAGAAAAUUUUAUAAAACGAUGGAUUUUCUUUUGUUAUAAUCGAGGAUUUCCAGUGAAAAAAGAUCAACUUUUGGACUGUGUGCAAGAAUAUAUAAUCAAAUUAAAUAAGAAAAAUCCUUUCACAAAUAAUAGACCAGGACGAAGUUGGUACAAUGGUUUUUGUCUACGACAUCCAGAACUUGCAACAAAAAUGGCCCAGAAUCUAUCAAAAUAUCGUGCUGAUGUAACAGAGGAAAAAUUACGUGAAUGGUUUAAUAAUGAACUCAAAACUUUCUUAGAGCAAAAAGAGCUUAUUGAUAUUGAGCCUUCUCGAGUAUUUAGUCUUGAUGAAAGUGCAUUUUUUUUGUCUCCAAAAACAGAUCAUGUUUUAGUAAGAAAAGGUUCCAAAUCCAUGUAUAAAAUAGCAGACAGGGAUGAAAAUGAGAGUCUAACUGUCUUGCUCACAAUGAAUGCCGCUGGAAUUAUGGCACCUCCGAUGAUUUUGUUCUGGUAUCAGAAGCCAUCCGAUAAUGUUAUCAGUAAAAUUCCUCAAGAUUGGAGUGUCGGAACGACAGAAAAAGGAUGGAUGACCAGUGAAUCUUUCUGUGAAUAUAUAACCAACGUUUUCCAUCCUUGGCUUGUAAAAAAUGCUAUUCAAUUUCCAGUAUUACUUUAUAUAAAUAGCCAUUCGCCACACAUUACACCAUCAUUGUUUACAUUCUGUCUUGAGAACAAAAUAGAGUUAAUCUCUCUUUUUCCAAAUGCAACACAUAUAUUGCAGCCACUGGAUGCAGUAUUUAAUUCAUUGAAACAAUCUUGGAAAUCUAAAAAUGAUCAAUGGAAAAUUCACACUGCUUCACGUUUGAAAAAAGAAGAUUUUGCACAACUUCUUGAAAAAGCAAUUGAAAAUAUAAACUUAACUGAAAUUGUGAAAAAAGGAUUUAGAACUUGUGGACUGCUACCUUUUUGUUCAGAUGCUGUUAAUUAUAGCAUUUUAAAUAAGAAUAAACGAAUGAAAUUAUAUGAGUCUACGGACGAAUGUAUCGAAUCAGCUGAACAUUGUGCUAAUCAGAAAGAAGAUGAAUAUAAAAAAUUUCUUGAGAUGUUUGAAGAACAAUUGAGCAAGAAAGUAUUACGAGAUUUUCAAAAUGCUGCUUUUAAUAAUAUUACCGUCAGUGACAUAAGAAAUCAUGGAUUAUUUAAUAUGUGGUUAAAAAUAAAAAAACAAUGCGGUAAUUUAGAAAGUUAAUUUAGACAAUUUUUUUCUCAAAAAAAUAUUUAACAAAUUAUAUUUAUUUUUUAUUAUAUUUUUUACAGCAUUAUGAUUAAAUCUUUUUUCAAUUUCAGUUAUAGUUUAACAACAAUUAGACUAAUAAUUCUUAUAAUAAUUUUAUAAAAUGUAUAAGUUACAAGUUCUUUUUUCAUAGAUUUCUGAAUGGCUUUAAAUGUACUUAAUUGUAUACAGGAAAAUAAAAUGAUAUUCACAAGAA